Messenger RNA from Closterium sp. NIES-65, 597 nucleotides. The record is from the annotation of a GenBank genome assembly. Lineage: Eukaryota; Viridiplantae; Streptophyta; Zygnematophyceae; Desmidiales; Closteriaceae.
AUGAGCUGCUGGGGCAUGUGUCGUGCUGCUGUGGCAUGUGCUGCUGUGGCAUGUGUUGCUGUGGCAUGUGCUGUGCUGCUAGGGCAUGUGCUGUGCUGCUGUGGCAUGUGCUGUGCUGCUGUGGCAUGUGCUGCUGUGGCAUGUGUUGUUGUGGCAUGUACUGCUGUGGCAUGUGCUGCUGUGGCAUGUGUUGCUGUGGCAUGUGCUGUGCUGCUGUGGCAUGUGCUGCUGUGGCAUGUGCUGUGCUGCUGUGGCAUGUGCUGUGCUGCUGUGGCAUGUGCUGUGCUGCUGUGGCAUGUGCUGUGCUGCUGUGGCAUGUGCUGUGCUGCUGUGGCAUGUGCUGUGCUGCUGUGGCAUGUGCUGCUGUGGCAUGUGCUGUGCUGCUGUGGCAUGUGCUGUGCUGCUGUGGCAUGUGCUGUGCUGCUGUGGCAUGUGCUGUGCUGCUGUGGCAUGUGCUGUGCUGCUGUGGCAUGUGCUGCUGUCAGGACUCAGAAUUGCCUCACGCCAAGCGCAACAUGGCAUGCAUGCAUAGUGCACACGCUGCAGUUAGGUGUUAUUGCCAAUACCUCUCGCGGACAUCCAAAGGAGCUGCAGUGA